AUGGGAAUCGAUGGCGAUAAAAGCCCACGGCACGCUUCUCGUGCUUCAAAUGCUAUCGUUUCAGUACUGGAGGUUAUGGUACCAGAUGACCCGGCAGGCUUAUGGCAAGAGGUACAGACCUCUAAAAAAGUAGAAAAAGCCUUGGGCCUUUCUUCUUCUUUCGCAGAUGCCAAGUACCUCAGAGCGCUAGCCGAGACUUACGAGAAUGCGACGACUUGGGCAACGAAACGGCAAGCUCUGGCAGUCAUGGUAGAUCUGGUGUCCUUGAAGGAACUACGCCACUAUCUUCCAAAUCUAUCUGAAUACCGCUACAAGGCCGCCAAGAUCCAUCUCCUGAGAUUUGGUAGAGGAGCACCAGUGCCGGUAGACAGAAGGCCACGGAUGCGAAUAGACGAGGAGCGGCUGGAUUUUUUGCUAUCCUUCAUCACCAGUCCCCAUAUCAUCCAGGACUUGCCAUUUGGGCAAAAAUAUAUCCGGCUAUCAAACGGUGAUCUUCUCGAGACACCCAACGUCAUAAGAUCCAUGAUUCCCGCCAGGAUUCACAUGCAGUAUACACAGUACUGCAAGGAGAACGCUCAGAGAUCUCUGAGCGAGACAACAGUCAGACGCAUCCUCAAAGUUUGUUCAGCCACUGUCCGAAAAUCUCUCCAAGGUCUUGACUACAUCUCAGCGGAGGGUGGCAAAUCGUUUGACGACCUAAUUGAGGUGGUGCGCAAGUUAGAGGGAGUUGGAGGAUGCGACCACUCGUGGGUAUCCACGUGUGAGGGGGGACUCAAACAGGGAAAGCAAUACCUCAAAUCAGAUUACAAGGUGCACGUUGCUGACGCUUGUAAUGUGGCAGACCACUGCACAGCAUACGCACUUAGUGACCCGAAGGAGCCCAUGUACGCCACCCCACCCUGUGAACAUCAACACGACGUCUUCUGCUCCUCGUGUUCUGAGCUGGAUGUUACGCUGACGGCGAUCGAGGCCGCCGUGAAAGCCUCGUCAGGCAAGGUGCCUGCGGAGCAACACGACGAACUACUGUUCACAUACCGAACGUGCAUCGCCGCUAUCCAUGCGUGGAAAUCUCACCAACUGCGCUCUAUCCAACAGGACAAGCCCCGUCUUUCAAUAAUGAGUGGCAUCACCGAAUCUGAAGUUCUUAUCUUCCAGGACUGCGCCAUGAAAUAUCUCCCUCAAAAGUACCGAGAAACUCAAGCUGACUGGUAUAGCGGAACACCAGAUAUUUGUUCAUAUCGUUGA
Molecule: messenger RNA, 1245 nt
Organism: Nematostella vectensis (starlet sea anemone)
Lineage: Eukaryota; Metazoa; Cnidaria; Anthozoa; Actiniaria; Edwardsiidae
Exons: 3
Coding region: 1-1245 (414 amino acids)
Source: RefSeq, a predicted model, not a curated record